This is a messenger RNA of Tachysurus vachellii, 1201 nucleotides long. RefSeq names its product olfactory receptor 52L1-like. The record is from RefSeq and is a predicted model, not a curated record. NCBI's taxonomy places the organism in Eukaryota, Metazoa, Chordata, Actinopteri, Siluriformes, Bagridae. The coding region runs from base 79 to 1002 and encodes 307 amino acids. Gene Ontology annotation, cellular component: membrane. Gene Ontology annotation, molecular function: olfactory receptor activity; G protein-coupled receptor activity. Gene Ontology annotation, biological process: G protein-coupled receptor signaling pathway. The transcript is spliced from 2 exons.
UGGACAGAGGUGCUGAAGCAUUGCAACACUGCUUAUAAAAGAUGAUUCAUCCUUCCUAUUGGAAGACACAGGCACAAGAUGAUGGAGAAUGCUUCCAAUAUCUUAGUUUUUACUCUCUCUGGAUUAAAUAUGACAAUGGAGGACAGAUAUGUGAUUUUUUCAUUCACUGCAUUGAUUUAUCAGCUUAUAUUGUUGUGUAACAUUACUAUUAUUUUUUGCAUUGCUGCAGAUAAGCAGCUUCAUGAGCCUAUGUACAUAUUUUUGUGUAAUUUGUGUAUAAAUACACUAUAUGGCACUUCUGGCUUCUACCCUAAAUUCAUGUAUGACUUACUUACCCCAUUUCAUGUUAUUUCAUAUGCGGGAUGUCUUAUUCAGGUUUUUGUUAUUUAUUCUUCUGCUUUGUGUGAUUAUUCAACUUUAACAGUAAUGGCCUAUGACAGAUAUGUUGCAAUAUGUAAACCAUUAGAAUACCAUUCAGAAAUGACAAAUCAAAAAAUUGUAAAAUGUAUUAUUUUUUGUUGGCUUCCACCAUUUAUUUGCAUGUCUGUUGUAGUCUUAUUAGCAGCAAGACUAACCUUAUGUGGCUCAACUAUCGAAAAGCUUUAUUGUGAAACCUGGGCAAUUGCUAAACUGGCCUGUUCCUCUACAACAGUAAAUAAUGUAAUUGGAUACAUAGUUAUAUUAACAUAUUUUGGACAUGCAGUACUGAUUGCAUUCUCAUAUAUUCACUUGAUUAAAAAUUGCAGGAAGUCAAAGGAGAGCAAAUAUAAAUUCAUGCAGACUUGUGUGCCUCACUUAGUGGCACUGUUUAACAUAACCAUUGCAUUAUUGUUUGAUGUCUUUUACAGUCGAUAUGGAUCACAUUUCUUACCUCAAACUUUGAGAAAUUUCAUGGCACUCGAAGUCCUCUUUAUACCUCCCAUUUUAAAUCCCCUUAUUUAUGGAUUAAAACUUACUAAAAUACGGAAGCAAGUCAUGAGAUUGUUCCUCAGACACAACUAAUAUAGAAUAUUUACACAUAAUUUAUCUUAAUUUCUCUGAGCCAAAAGGCCAGUCAGCCAAGGGAAUGUGUUUUAUUAUGUGGAUAAACUACAACAUGAAUGUAUUACUUGAUCAAUUCAGUGAACUGAACACCUGAAACACCAUAUCAUGUCAGCAUUUGGUUCAUUUUUAUUAUCAUUUUUGGUUUGGUUCUGCAGUC